Molecule: messenger RNA, 2265 nt
Organism: Penicillium subrubescens
Lineage: Eukaryota; Fungi; Ascomycota; Eurotiomycetes; Eurotiales; Aspergillaceae
Product: DUF2013 domain-containing protein
Exons: 7
Coding region: 1-2265 (754 amino acids)
Biological process (GO): actin cortical patch localization; actin cortical patch assembly; endocytosis
Cellular component (GO): actin cortical patch
Molecular function (GO): Arp2/3 complex binding
Source: RefSeq, a predicted model, not a curated record
AUGGAGCCCGAGGUCUCGGAGCCCCAGCAGUUCUGGAAUGAACUCCAAGAGAUUGUCUCCAAGCCUUGUGACUCGGAGGAUUCGAUUGAUGACGCUCUUAGAGCGUAUCUGAGCUUGACGACGCAGUACAAAGAUGACUUUCUCUCUUCUGAAUAUGACAUCUCGCGCUGCUCGUAUAAGCUCUUCGCAUCGACUAUCUUCGGGGCUCAUGCGGACUAUGUCCGCCGACAGAUUGUCUACUGUCUCCUGCAGGAAGAUGAUCUGAAUACACUACACUUCAUCGCAUCGUUCCUGCUCUUCGACGGUCGGCAGAAUGAAGCGGCUCUACAGAUGAUGAAUGAGGAGGGCGUGUUUGCGCGCCUCCUCGAGCUGAUUCAGUCGCUGCGUAGGGACGAUACGGAUGGCGGGGCGGGUCUCCACCAGUUGCUCAUGGACUUGUUAUAUGAGAUGUCGCGGAUUCAAAGGAUCAAGAUUGAAGAUUUGGUGCUUGUAGAUGAUGAUUUUAUCCGGUGUCUUUUCGACAUUAUUGAGGAUUUGUCCUACGAUGUCACGGAUCCGUACCAUUAUCCUGUGAUCCGAGUGCUGCUGGUUCUCAACGAGCAGUUUAUGAUUUCGGCUCACGAUCCGGUCGAUGAGCGGUCGUCUUCUAGUCAUUUGACCAAUAAGGUGAUCAAGGUUCUCUCGGUCUAUGGAAGUUUGUACAAGACCUUUGGCGAGAACAUUAUUUUGCUUAUCAACCGUGAAGCCGAGACAUCUCUACAGCUGCUUACCUUGAAGCUGCUCUAUCUGAUCUUUACCACCCCAAGCACAUAUGAAUACUUUUUCACCAAUGAUCUGCACGUUUUAGUGGAUAUCUUGAUCCGCAACCUCCUCGACUUACCCGAGGAGGCAUCUGCACUGCGACAUACUUAUCUUCGUGUUUUGUACCCGCUACUGGCACAUACCCAGCUACGACUUCCACCACACUAUAAGCGGGAUGAGCUGAGGAGAUUGCUCAGUAUUCUCGUCCGAGGACAAGUCUCAUAUGGAAACGAGACCGAGCAAGAGAAGAUCAUCCACUUUGAAGAGGUCGACGAAACUACACGGCGACUCGUGGGCAGGUGUGCAACAGUAGAUUGGCUACGCGAACAUCAGGACAUCACUACUCCAGUCCAGGAGAUUCCCACUCAGAUUGUCACUGCCACAAUCGACACAGUCCUUGAUGAGGGUAUCCAACAAGACUCGCCAAUUGAUAUGGAUCCCAUCGAUGUUACUCGUACCCUCUCCCACAUGAGUACCAUCCCCGAUUCACCCGGCACGACAUCACCAACGAGAAUGGACUCGUUAGACUCGCGUGGCUCAUCCGAAGCACCCGAGUCGCGGCGGAAACUAAGUGCAAUCCACCGACUAGGCAUGCAACUCGAGCCUGCAUCCGCAUCAUCACUCAGCGUGCAAGCCGUCGCCGCGCAGCAUGAAAAGCCCGGCGUCAUCACACCCAGCCGCAACGACGGUCGUACCAUCGACCUCGUCGGGGAAGCUCCCACCCUCCGCGCCCCCAAGAUCAAGCCUGAACCGCCCAAAUCCCGGCGCUGGCGUGGUCGUCGCCUCGCCGUUGACGAGGACGACCAACACUCCACCGGCACUAGUAGUGACCGCAAUACCAUCCCCGAAGGAGUCGAAAUCAGCCCGACAUCAACACAUACAGCGCCCACGCCAACCCCGACAACCCCCUCCUCUACUAUCAACGCUACUGCAACAGGCACAACCACAGACCGGCGUAACUCUACCACCACUUCCCAUCUCAUACCACCAGGACACCCACGCCGCUCCGCCUCAAAUCCACCACCAGCCCUCCCCCCACCCCGUCGUUCAACCCAAACAACUCCAUCAACAAGCCACCACCGGCCCGCACCAGCCUCAACAGGCCCAAGUCCUACUCCAAGCACUUGCACAAGUAUCAGCAUCAACAAGCACGGCCAGAAACCCGCGCCGCCUAAAACACGCCGCUGGGGCCGGGGUAAGGCUCAAGCGCAUGCACACACGGACUCUGUCGAGAGCGGAGUUAGUACCGGGUCGCAGGCGAAGGAAAGUGACUCGGAGGCUGUGGCGUUAGCUGUGAGUGGCACGGCUGAUGCGCAGGCUGGCGAGGAUGGCGGAAUGUUGCCUGAUCCGUUUUCGCCGACGAGUCCGGUUAGUCCGACGUUGCUUGUGUCGACUGCGGAUGAGAAGGGGGCUGCACAGCCGGUUAGUGUUGAGGAGGCGGUGCAGAAUGUUUCGCUGCAUUGA